This is a messenger RNA of Rangifer tarandus platyrhynchus (Svalbard reindeer), 1593 nucleotides long. Lineage: Eukaryota; Metazoa; Chordata; Mammalia; Artiodactyla; Cervidae. The record is from the annotation of a GenBank genome assembly.
AUGGAGAAAAGCAGCGAGACCAACGGCUACCUAGACAGCGCCCAGGAGGGGCCUGCAGCGGGGCCUGGCGAGCCCGGGACCACUGCUGGACGCGCGGGGCGCUGCGCCGGCUUCCUGCGGCGCCACGGGCUUGUGCUGCUCACGGUGUCCGGGGUGGUGGCGGGUGCCGGCCUGGGCGCGGCGUUGCGUGGACUCAAGCUGAAUCGCACACAGGUCACCUACCUGGCCUUUCCGGGCGAGAUGCUGCUCCGCAUGCUGCGUAUGAUCAUCCUGCCGCUGGUGGUCUGCAGCCUGGUGUCGGGCGCCGCCUCCCUCGACGCCAGCUCUCUCGGGCGUCUGGGCGGCAUCGCCAUCGCCUACUUCGGCCUCACCACGCUAGGAGCCUCGGCUCUCGCGGUCGCUUUGGCAUUCAUCAUCAAACCUGGAUCUGGCGCUCAGACCCUUCAGUCCAGCGACCUGGGUCUGGAGGAUUCGGGGCCCCCACCGGUCCCCAAAGAGACAGUGGACUCCUUCCUUGACCUGACCAGAAACCUGUUUCCUUCAAAUCUUGUGGUUGCAGCUUUCCGGACGUAUGCAACUGACUACAGAGAGGUGACCCACAACACAAGCGCUGGAAACGUGACCAUUGAAAAAAUCCCCAUUGGCACCGAAAUUGAAGGGAUGAACAUUUUAGGAUUGGUCCUUUUUGCCCUGGUAUUAGGAGUGGCCCUGAAGAAACUCGGCUCUGAAGGAGAAGAGCUCAUUCGUUUUUUCAAUGCCUUCAAUGAGGCGACCAUGGUGCUGGUGUCAUGGAUUAUGUGGUAUGUACCCGUGGGCAUCAUGUUCCUGGUUGGAAGCAAGAUUGUUGAAAUGAAGGACAUCAUCAUGCUGGUGACCAGCCUGGGGAAAUACAUCUUCACGUCUAUAUUGGGCCAUUUUAUUCAUGGAGGAAUUGUUCUGCCACUUAUUUAUUUUGUCUUUACGAGAAAAAACCCAUUUAGGUUCCUCCUGGGCCUCCUCACACCGUUUGCAACAGCAUUUGCCACCUGCUCCAGCUCGGCAACCCUUCCCUCUAUGAUGAAGUGCAUUGAAGAAAACAAUGGUGUAGACAAGAGGAUCAGCCGGUUCAUUCUCCCCAUCGGGGCCACUGUGAACAUGGAUGGCGCAGCCAUCUUCCAGUGUGUGGCUGCAGUGUUCAUUGCCCAGCUCAACAACGUGGAGCUGAGAGCUGGACAGAUUUUCACCAUUCUAGUGACUGCCACGGCAUCCAGUGUUGGAGCAGCAGGUGUGCCCGCUGGAGGGGUCCUCACCAUCGCCAUUAUCCUGGAGGCCAUCGGGCUGCCCACUCAUGACCUCUCCCUGAUCCUGGCUGUGGACUGGAUUGUGGACCGCACCACCACCGUGGUGAACGUGGAGGGCGAUGCCCUGGGUGCGGGCAUCCUCCACCACCUGAAUCAGAAGGCGAUGAAGAGAGGGGAGCAGGAGCUGAGCGAGGUCAAAGUGGAGGCCAUCCCUAACUGCAAGUCGGAGGAAGAGACGUCGCCCCUGGUGACACACCCAAACCCCGCCGGCCCAGCAGCCAGCACCCCAGAGUCUAAGGAGUCGGUUCUGUGA